This is a messenger RNA of Penaeus vannamei (Pacific white shrimp), 929 nucleotides long. The record is from RefSeq and is a predicted model, not a curated record. NCBI's taxonomy places the organism in Eukaryota, Metazoa, Arthropoda, Malacostraca, Decapoda, Penaeidae.
AUGAGGACUUUGAUCUUGCUGUCCGUGCUGGGGGCGGCCCUGGCCCUCGUGCCCGCGAGGACCUUCCCCCUCGAGCUCGCUCCUCUGCGGCUGCGGCCUCGUCAGGAAGUCGUCAUUGAUGGCACGAGUAACUACGACCAUCGGCACAGCUUCGGCUUACUAUCUGCGAGGUCUUAUGCCGAGUUCUCUGUCCAUCCUCCAGAAAGAUCCUGGCAUCCCUCCUCCCUUCGACCCGAGGAGGACAUCGACUACUUCGAGCUGAUCAAGGAGGACGUGAAGAGGGUCGUCGGGGACUACAUCGACCAGCACAACAUGCACCAGCUGGAGAUCUAUAAGGACGACCUUGGGAGACUGUUGCCAGAGGUGGGCUUUGCUCCGGUUGAGAGUUCCACUUAUCCGGACAAGAACACAGUUGCCAAUUCUCUCUCCACCUCCAUCGUAGCCAACAGGUUCUUGGUGGAAGCCGGGGAGAGGCCGCAGUCUAUGAUCAUCCACUAUGCAGACAUUGCGUCUAUUCAUAUCCUGGUGCUUAAGGACGCAGCAGACACCUACACGAAGGCAGGCGUCGUGUCCCGCUGGUGGGUCGACCUCAACGACCAACUGGACCAUUACAUUGACUACGGUCGUCGCCUUCAGAACAGCGUCGUUGACUGGAGGAACGAUAUGAUGACUUGCACUUAUGAGCAGAGUGGGAAAUACGACAGCUGGACGGUUCAAGAUGAUGUUGCUGGUACUACUGACGUCUGCAAGCAACUGCAAGGAACUCAUAACUGUGAUGACCAUUGCCAAGUAUAUCAGAUCCACAUGAACCGUGAAGUGACGACUUUCAUCUGGAACUACAUGGGGAAGGCGCUGAGGGAGUGGGAGGACCUGAAGGUGCAGGCUUCGGAGAUGGCUGCUCACGCUCACUAAAAAAGGAUGAAAAAGGG